This is a messenger RNA of Mycotypha africana, 664 nucleotides long. RefSeq lists its product as uncharacterized. Bases 118 to 519 code for a protein of 133 amino acids. The record is from RefSeq and is a predicted model, not a curated record. NCBI's taxonomy places the organism in Eukaryota, Fungi, Mucoromycota, Mucoromycetes, Mucorales, Mycotyphaceae. The transcript has a single exon.
CUUUAAUAUGGUUUUUAUUUAUUCCUCUCUCAUGGCAAAUAAACAGUAUAUAAAGAAGACGAAUAUAUUCCUUCUCUUGUCUAUUCAACCAAACAAGAGAAACAAUAAAACCAAAAAAUGUUCCGUUCUACUAUUUUCGCCUCUGCUAUCUUCGCCGUGAUUGCUAUCGUCUCUGCUGCUCCUGGUGGUGAUCAUCAUCAUGAUGAUAAAUGGAAACACAAGAAUGUCAACACUGGCGGUGAUGCUGGUCUUAUCAACAUUAACCCUGGCAAGCACUUGCUCAUUGACGAUAUCAAGGUUGACCAUUCCCUCAACCAUGUUAUCGAUCUUGAUCUCAUUAAACUUGAAGAAGUUCUCAAGAACAUUGACAUCCUCAGUGGUAACAAUGCUCACAACGAUGAAGGACAUCAUCACGCUUAUGAUUAUCACGAGGAAUAUGAACACCAUGAAGACCACGAUGAUGACGACGACCAUGAUGACCACCACGACCACCAUGGCGAUCAUGAUAAUGAUGACUAAAUUCUUAGCAGUCAAUCCAUACAAUUAUAACUAGCAUGUUUCAUUUACUUAUACAUGAUGUGCCCGCAUAAACAUUUCUUACCAUUUAGCACCAUUAUAUAUUUUCAUACAUAAACAUCAUUUUUAGCAUAUUCUCAUUUUGUGC